This is a messenger RNA of Gracilinanus agilis (Agile Gracile Mouse Opossum), 1785 nucleotides long. It is a transcript of the gene HAUS4, whose product is annotated as HAUS augmin like complex subunit 4. The transcript has 10 exons. Gene Ontology annotation, cellular component: HAUS complex. Bases 400 to 1491 code for a protein of 363 amino acids. Gene Ontology annotation, molecular function: microtubule minus-end binding. Gene Ontology annotation, biological process: spindle assembly; centrosome cycle. The record is from RefSeq and is a predicted model, not a curated record. NCBI's taxonomy places the organism in Eukaryota, Metazoa, Chordata, Mammalia, Didelphimorphia, Didelphidae.
GAUACAGGAGAAGAAUACUUCCUGGCAACAUAGUACUUAGGGGAUGUUUGUCAGCCCUUCUUUAUAGCGCAACUGGGAGAGGGCGGGGCCAAGGCCACAGGGGGCGGAGCCUGCCGAGGCGGCGGGAUUUCUCGCUUCGGGUGGAGGUGAUCUGAGCUUCCUCUCCUCUCUCUCUGUGGGCCCUCUUCUUGCCCCGCGUGGUGACGGCGACGCGGCCCUUGUGCCACUUUUCCGCCCCUCUGCGGGGUCCAGGAGGAGAGUUCUGGCCUGGCAUACGGGGCCACGGGAGGGUUUGGGAGGGCCUCGGGGAAGCCGUCACCAACCAGAACCGACCCCAUUCGUUGCCUCAGCGGCGCAGCCACAGGAUUUUGUUUCUGAGGUAGAAAUCCCAAAGAAGAGAUGGCUUCAGGAGACUUCUGCUUACCUGGAGAGGGUAUGGAAUUACUCCAGCAAGUAUGCAGCAAACAACUGCCACCCUGUAACCUGACUGAAGAGGACCUCUUGCAGAACCCUCAUUUUAGCAAACUUCUGCUCAGUCUCUCUCAAUACAUGGAUGAGAGUGGUUUAAGCACCGCCCUUGCAGAAAAGCAAGCUGAGGCAUGGAAGGAGGUCCGGCUGCAAAAGACAGCAUGGUUGAGGUCAGAGAUUCUUCAGAGACUUAUACAGGAAAUGCUUGUGGACUACUAUGUAAAGACACAGGACACAAAUCUGACUCCAGAGGAUAAGAAGUUUCAUGAAUCCCUUGAACAGAGGUUACUUGUGACUGAACUGACUCGACUUUUGGAUCCAAGCCAAGAGAAAGAGAUGUCACCUUUGCUGGGCCUAGAAAAGUCAGACUUGCUGGAAUUGAUGCCCCCUUCAGAGGAUUUUGUGAAAAUGAGGGCGUGUCUCCAGCCGAAGAUUGAGGAACAACUCAAGAAGAAGUGUUUCACUCUGCUCUGCUACCAUGAUCCCAGCUCAGAUUCUUAUAGUGAAACAUUGAAAGCAGCAAAGGUAUGGCAACUGGCAGAAGUGCUGAAAAGUGAGAAACAGGAACACCAGGAAGCCAAGAAACAGCAGAAAGAACUGACAGUGCUUCUUGAAAAGCAGAGUUCCACCUAUUCCCAGGUACUCCUCCGUUGUCUUACACUGCUACAAAGGCUUCUCCAAGAACACCGUUUGAAAACACAAUCAGAGUUAGAUCAGAUUAAUGCCCAGUACUUGGAGAUCAAAUGUAGUGCCAUGAUUCUGAAGCUAAGAAUGGAGGAGCUGCAGGUUUUGUCAGACACUUACCCAGCUGAGAAGGUAGAAGUUCACCGACUCAUUAGGGAUAGUCUGGAGGGGGCCAUUCGACUACAAGAGCAAGACAUGGAGAAAUCACGCCAAGUCUUGAACACUUAUGAGGUGUUGGGUGAGGAGUUUGACAAGCUGGUGAAGGAGUACACCCAUUUGAAGCAGGCAACUGAAAACAAACGCUGGGUUCUUCAGGAGUUUAAUAAGUCUUGCCAUUGAGUUUUGUAGAAACUAAAGACCAGGAUCCUUCUGCCUCAGUAGCUCACAUUCUUCCUGUCCUGUUUCUCUCAUACAAAUAUUGCUUUUUCCCUGCUCAAAAGGGAGAAUGAGGACAUAAAGCUCAUACAGUAAGAAUUCUGCUGUACCCAGGCAUUCUAGUUUCUGUCCUGUGUUUACAAUAACUUGACUUCCUUCAUUCUUCCUGAGGAGCAGAUUUGCACAUCUUGUGGCCUCUGAAGGAAACCAAUCCUUCCUUUUGUCCAGUUGUUUCCUAAAUAAAAUGUUGGUAUGGUU